AAUACCGGAACACCCAUCGUUCGUAUGGAAUCUCGCGGGCGCACACCCCAGGAAGAGACAGAGAACAACGACGGCGACUUCCGACUCCGGCGGCGCCAUCCUUUGACUUUCUCGAUGCCGCCCCUCUUCCUCCUGCUCCUGCUCCUGCUCUCGUCCAUCCACGCCUCCACCGCAGACGACAUCUGCAUCGUCGGCAGCGGCAUCUCGGGCUCCUCCACCGCCUUCUUCCUCACCAACUACACCGCCCCUAUCCCCGCCCAGCUCCGCGUCUUCGAGCGCCGAGACAGGGUCGGCGGCCGCCUGGCCACCGUCUCCGUCGCGGGCGACAACUUCGAGGCCGGCGGCUCCGUCAUCCACCCGCGCAACCUCCACGUCCGCCGCUUCGCGGACCUCCUCGGCCUCGCCGCCAGGGACGACGGCGAGGGCGACGACGACUGGCUCGGGAUCUGGGACGGGGCCCGCUUCGUGUUCAGUACCCUCCCCCCGCCGCCGCCCGGGAGCUCCUGGCUGCGACGCAGGCUGCACGCCCUCCUCAACUCGCUCCUCCUGCUCAGGCGCUAUGGCCUCUCGCUGUUCAGGAUGGACAGCUUUGCGCAGGAAAUGUUGAAGAAAUUUCUGCUUUACUACAAUGGUUUCGAGUCCCGGCCUGUCUUCGACAACGUCGAGGACAUGCUCAAAUGGUCUGGCCUGUAUGGGCUCACUCAGAGGACCCUAGAGGAGGAGCUCAUCGAUGCUGGGCUCAAUUCUCAAACUAUAUCAGAGCUAGUCACUGUGAUAACAAGGAUCAACUAUGGACAAAGUGUCAGUAUAAGUGGCCUCGCGGGCGCUGUUUCUUUAGCUGGCUCCGAGUCUGGAUUGUGGGCUAUCAAAGGGGGCAAUUGGCAGCUAGCUGCUGGGUUGCUUAAGACCGCUAACGCCACAUUGCAUCUCCAAGAAGGCAUAGAUUCAGUCUCUGAUGCAGGGGAUUACUAUGUUCUUAAAUCCAAUAAGGGGCGUGAAUAUAACUGUACUGUGACGGUUAUUGCAACGCCACUUGACGAGGUGAACAUUACAUUUACCCCUCCAGUCUCCAUUCCGCCAAGGAAGAUGCAGCACACCCAUGCAACCUUUGUUAGGGGCCUCUUGAACCCUAAAUUCUUAGGCCUGAGCUCAGUGUCCGAUAUUCCAGAGCUGAUAGGAACCAUGGAGCUCCCCGAUAUUCCUUUCUCGUCCAUCUCAGUUCUGAAGAAGCGCAAUCAACAUGACAUGACUUACAAGGUAUUCUCGCGUGCGAAGCUGGAUGACAGUUUGUUGGCUCAGAUGUUUAGCACAAGGGAAGAGACCAUUCAGAUAGACUGGCCUGCUUAUCCUCACUACCAUGCCCCGGAAGAUUUUGCGCCGAUAAUACUGGACGGGAAGCACCUGUACUACGUGAAUAGCUUUGAGAGUGCAGCGAGCGCCAUGGAGACGGGUGCUGUCGCGGCAGAAAAUGUGGCGAGGCUCAUCAUCUCGAGGUUGCCUCUCGGCCUGCGAGCCAGUCCCUUGUUGUCGUCGGAAAAAGGCGCCGAUGGUCCCCCUGAACCUCAUAUCGAGUCAUUCGCCGGCGAAGUAGAUUCCCGGCAAGUAGAUCUGUGAAUGUGUAGACAUAUGUAUGUACAGUGCAGAUAAAAUGCAGUACAGAUUCAUGAAGAAUUAUGCACUGUGUGAUUCAUGAAGAGUUAUGCAUUGUGUGCGUAACAGUAAUACUGAAUAUACCAUCACUAUGCCCGCUUAGUUAGUUAUACAAGUGUUGAGACAUUGUGAGUUUGCAUCAUUAAAGGAAAAUUUCGUA
Messenger RNA from Lolium rigidum, 1810 nucleotides. RefSeq names its product farnesylcysteine lyase-like. The record is from RefSeq and is a predicted model, not a curated record. The transcript has 6 exons. Lineage: Eukaryota; Viridiplantae; Streptophyta; Magnoliopsida; Poales; Poaceae. Gene Ontology annotation, biological process: prenylated protein catabolic process; prenylcysteine catabolic process. The coding region runs from base 25 to 1614 and encodes 529 amino acids. Gene Ontology annotation, molecular function: prenylcysteine oxidase activity.